CACAAAUAUCCAGAUACAAACAUUGUCGUAAUGGCUCCGGAGUUCAAAGGGAAGCAAGCCGCUAUCCCGAGUACUCUGCAAGACUCUUCAUCAUCAUCCUCCGACGACAGCGACUCCGACUCAGACCUUCCGCCCCGUCGCCGGACCACUCCUCCACCGCCGCCGCUGCUCAGAGCAAGAUCGCUCGCGGCCGAGGUCAUCCUGCAGCAUGAGCCCAUCCGGUCUACGCUUUCCUCGCCAGACUCUGUCUUUCUAGACUUUGCCUGCGGAUCCGGUGCGUUGUCUCGCGAAAUUGUGCAACACGUUGACCACAUCCUGGGUAUCGAUGUUGAUCCUGCCGCUGUCUCGGCGUACAACCAGCGCGCGCAAAACCAAGGUCUGGAUGAAUCAGAAAUGCACGCGGUAGUAUGCGACGUACUCACUCUCUCCGACGAAACUGGUGAUGAUGAUGUAUCGUGUAAAGAGUGGUUUUCGGCAAUUGAUGUGGCAGCGUGCGCAAUGGGGUUUCACCAUCUACAAGACAUGACUGCGGUUACAAAAGCUAUAGCCAGCAAAUUUCUCAAGCCUAAGGGAUGGUUCUGCGUCGUGGAUCUACUUUGGACCGAGCACACAGCAGCCGUCUUUACAAACCUGAAAACAGCCAAGCAGCAAGCUCAUACUCACUCCCACACUCACUCUCACACUCAUCACGACCAGCGCGAUAGCAGUCACAGCCACAGUCAUACCCACAGUCAUAAUCACAAUCACACAGUCCACGUCGGAGGUCUCCAUCCCGCGGACCUACGGCAGAGCUUAGUCUCAGCUGGUCUAACUGACGUCGAGGUGUUUGAGCACGCGUUCGAAGUCCCGGUGAUGGUCCCAGAGUCACUACUUCCCGAACAGGAAGCGACUGCUGGAUCGAGCGCGAGCAACGCUGAUGGAGAGGACAAGAAUACGCGGAAGGUGGAGGUGUUGCUGCCGUUUCUGUUUGCUGUGGGGAGGAAAAGCUGAGUUGCAUUUAUUCGGAGUUUUCAAGUUUUGAUCGAAUAGUUUAGCGGGCAGAUAUUUCUUGAAUAUCAUAUUAUUAUCUCGUACACAUGUCAUAAAUAGACUGUAUUCUUACAUUAAAUAUAUAGCCA
Messenger RNA from Myxozyma melibiosi, 1118 nucleotides. Its product is annotated as S-adenosyl-L-methionine-dependent methyltransferase. The coding region runs from base 31 to 990 and encodes 319 amino acids. The record is from RefSeq and is a predicted model, not a curated record. The transcript has a single exon. NCBI's taxonomy places the organism in Eukaryota, Fungi, Ascomycota, Lipomycetes, Lipomycetales, Lipomycetaceae.